This is a messenger RNA of Aspergillus caelatus, 884 nucleotides long. RefSeq lists its product as uncharacterized. NCBI's taxonomy places the organism in Eukaryota, Fungi, Ascomycota, Eurotiomycetes, Eurotiales, Aspergillaceae. The record is from RefSeq and is a predicted model, not a curated record. The transcript has a single exon. The coding region runs from base 50 to 661 and encodes 203 amino acids.
CACAAAGCAGAGAUAGCCUCGUAUAUACUGUGCAUACCGACGUGUCAGUAUGUCUGGGUCUCUCGAAACCUUCACCAGGCCCUCCGCCUUCUUUGUGCGCCAUGCCUCUCGCACAAGCACAAACACCCGCAUUCCUCCUAUCGCUCGUCGAUCUGCCUCCCCCAUCUCCUGUCGUAUGGCCAUGUUAUCGCGUGACAAGCUUGAAAGAGAAACAGCAGCCAAGAACCCCAACCUGCGUCGUUGCUUAGGCCACCAGCGACUUCUCCGCCGUUCAAUUGAAGCUGCCCAAGAGGAUAUGCGAAAGGCCAUGGCAUCAUUCAAGUUAGAAGACAGCGACGAUGAGGACGAAAUCCUUGAGGAUGAUUAUGAACCCUCUCCCAGCCCUGUGAUUCGCGAGCAGAUCACAAGGGCUGUCAAGGCAAUGGUCAGGCGUCGUGCAACCAGCCAGGUCUACGAGUCCGACAAUGCCAAUACGGCGCCGCAAAUGAUGCGUGUGAGCUCCAAGAAUGAGAGCAGCUAUGACUUAUCAUUGAGACAACCCAAUGCCUAUUACAAGACUCCAUCUGUCACGACCAAACGUCGCAAACCUGCCACAAACUUUACCUUUACACGAUUGUUGUGGUCGUCAUCCGGCCAAUCCAUGCAAGCAAUGACCAGCUGAUCCCCACUGGAGGCGUGCUGGAUAGCAACAAACAUUUCUCAAUCUUACCUCAACUAAGACCUCCUCAUAAUAUUCUCUCCGACGCUACCUCUGCAUUUACAACAGCGACUGCAAACCAUCCUUGAGAGCAUUAAACGUCAUGCUUAUGUUGUUCUAAAAGUUUCUAGCGCUCGCAUGUCUAUCAACUAGACCUGAAAAUAAUCGAUUUUGCUGAUGCUUCAAC